Molecule: messenger RNA, 1941 nt
Organism: Aspergillus lentulus
Lineage: Eukaryota; Fungi; Ascomycota; Eurotiomycetes; Eurotiales; Aspergillaceae
Product: putative transcription factor
Biological process (GO): DNA-templated transcription
Cellular component (GO): nucleus
Molecular function (GO): zinc ion binding; DNA binding
Source: RefSeq, a predicted model, not a curated record
AUGCCCAGGUCCUCGAAUGAGAGACCCAAUGCUAGUUCGUCUGCCGAGGUGGGUAUGCCACCAGUGCCCGCAAGGAUCACUCAGGCCGAAACUAUGCCGACAGAUACACCAGUUGAUGGACAAUCUGAGUGUGGAAGCAUGCGUAUUAGUGACUCAGAGCUUCGCUAUGUUGGGGGCGAACACUGGGUUGCCAUACUGGACGGUAUCGCCGACCUGAAAGACCACCUGGACCGCGAAGAACAGCUGCGGCUAGCUCAGAGUUCCGACCGGGUUGAGGUUGAGCAUGGGGUUGGCCAUAGUAGUGAACCAUUUGCAAGGUUGCGGUCCAAUGAAGCAUUCCUGCUGUAUGGAUGUCGCCGCGCGAUGUCACGCGAUGAAAUACUCGCAGCAGUGCCUCCCAAAAACGCUGUCGAUCGCUACAUCUCUCGCUACUUCAACUAUUUGGAUCUUGUAUCGUCUUCCACGGUCCACGGACCGAGUUUUCUGCGCGAGUACGAGGCAUUCUGGGCCGAUCCGUACGAUGUCCCAAUAAUAUGGGUCGGACUCCUUUUCGGUAUGAUCUCUCUCGCAUGUCUAGCUUCUGACACGCCCGAUGGGCCCGAGGCCGAGCAACAGUCCCUCCAGGUGAAUCUGUACCGCGAGAAAAUUGUGCAAUGCCUAGUCAUGGGCGAAUAUACAAAGUGCGGGCCAUACGCCUUGGAAACGCUCAUCAAUUAUGUCUAUGUUGAAUUCUGCAUCCGUGCCGACGCCGACAAGGACAUCUGGUUUCUGCUCGCCCUGGAAGUCAACCUCGCCCGGCGCAUGGGUUACCACCGUGACCCAAGUCACUUCGCCAGCAUUUCGCCUUUCCGGGGUGAGAUGCGCCGGCGGCUAUGGGCGACAGUGCUAAUGAGUGAUAUUCUCAUCUCCAACCAGAUGGGCAUGCCACGAAUGAUCUCUGACUGGCAGUAUGAUACUGCGGAACCGCGGAAUCUCAAUGAUGCAGAUUUCGACGAGCAUACCGUAGAGUUGCCUCAACCGCGACCCGAAACUGAGCACACGACGGCCCUGGGUGUCAUCGCGCGCAGGCGUAUGUUGAAGGCGCUGGGCAUCAUUGCGGACCUCACAAGCGCAGUGCAGCCCUGCAGCUACGCAGAAGUGAUGCGAGUAGAUAGCCUCUUACAUAAAGCGGCUGCGAGCAUUCCGCCGCCCCUGCAGAUGAAGCCCAUGGCAGCUAGCGUGACGGACUCUCCACAGGUCAUUCUGGCCAGGCUGUUCAUCAGGCAUAUGUUUUACAAAGGACAGGUCAUGCUGCAUCGGCGAUUUCUUUACAUGCGGUCCCCAUCUCAGAACGAUGAUAUUUUUGAGUAUUCCCGGAAGGCGUGUCUCGAUGCUUCGUUGGAAUCUCUUGCGAUUCAGCACGUACUCGACGAGGAAACCUGUCCCGGAGGCCAGCUUCACACGAUGCGCUGGCGAGUCACCUCUAUAAUGAACCACCAAUUUCUCACGGCCACCAUGAUCCUGUGCUCCUUAUUGUAUCACGAGCAGACACUACAGCGGGAAGAUGAGAUCCGCGGUGCGCUGCAGAGAGCGAGGACAAUAUGGAUGCGCAGGUCCUCGACUUCUAAAGAAGCAAAGAAGGCCGCUGAAACCAUCAAUAUCGUGCUUUCCAGAACUGGAAAAGGUCAGGAAGGGGGUGGUCGGCCUAAAGAAGACGCCAGCAAAGAGGCUGGGGAUCUAAGCGCUCAAAGGAAUCCUCCAAUGAUGCAAGACACAUUUUUCGGCAUUAGUUUUGGCGGGGAGAAGGGGCUACCGGAUAGCAAUGGCUUCUAUGAGCCUGACUCAUUCAUCAUGCCUGAAUUCCUGGGUACUUUCCUGCCACCUGAUCUGCAGGGUCAAGAUCUGAGCUUCAGCGUCAACAGUCCUAGGCUACUCUGGGACGAAUUGAUGACAGCGAAUUAG